This is a messenger RNA of Rotaria sp. Silwood1, 1155 nucleotides long. NCBI's taxonomy places the organism in Eukaryota, Metazoa, Rotifera, Eurotatoria, Philodinida, Philodinidae. The record is from the annotation of a GenBank genome assembly.
AUGGAUUUUCCUUGUCUUGUUAUAUUGUCAAUAAUACUGUUUGGCAGUGCUUUAGGAUUUACUAUUAAGGAGCAACAAGAAACGCGUAUAGAUAUUGAUAAAAUUUUUGAGAAUGGUCCUUUUCCUAUUGCUGAAGCUUCUUAUGAGUAUCCAAUUGUUAAUGAUACAGAGCUCACACCAUCUUCUAACAAUCUGACAACACAAAUUCGAGGACAAAUAUAUUUUCCGAAUACAACAACUAACGACAUACAAGGUUCAUUUCCAAUUCUGGUUUUUGUUCCUGGAAAACAUGCAGAUUGUCGCUUGCCUGUACCACCUGGUUAUCCUUCUCUUGAUCUAGGAGCAACUGAUAGUUGGGGUCAUUGUUCAAAUAAUUUAUCUACAGUUCCUAGUCAUCUUGGAUUUGCCUAUCUUGGUCAAUAUUUUGCGUCGUAUGGUUAUAUUGUGAUUUCGAUUGAUAUGAUUUUAAUAAACAACAAAUGGGGUAUUCCUGGUGAUGACACGUUAAAUUUUGUUCGAGGACGCAUUGUUCUUCGGACCCUGCAAAAAAUGAUGGAACUCAAUGCAAGUGCUGAAAUUUCGAAACAAGUGUUGAGUGGUGUCGAUCUAUCAGGCAAGUUUGAUUUUUCUCAAGUUGGAAUGAUGGGACAUUCACGUGGUGGUGAAGGAGUUCGCAACGCUUAUAAUAUGUUAAUGGAAAAUAAAGGACCUAGCGAUGCUCCGAAAUGGCGUGAACGACUACCGGGUGUGAUGAUUAGAGCAAUUAUGGAAAUUGCCCCCAUGUUUUAUGGUCAGAAUGGAACUAAACUUGAUGUGAAGAAUAUUCCAUGGGGAAUGAUUGUAUCAGGAUGCGAAGAUGAUGAAAUUGAUUACAGUGCUAAUCAUGAAUAUUUUAAUACUGAAUGGCAAGUCGGAAUACCGAUGUGUCUUGGCGACCAGGAUCCAUUAUGGGACGUGAAUGCCACAACGUUCAAAGUUAGCGAUCUAUAUCCAGAGUUUGCAAACACAUCUCUUGAUUUUACUCUGUUAAAAACUAAUGGAUCGGAAUCACAACGUAGAACAGCUAUCUUUUCAUUAUCGACAUUUUUUCGUGCCUAUGUCGGUGCUAAUGCUGAUCCAGCUCUUGCAAAAUAUCUCGAACCAUCUAUUCCGUGA